AUGCAGGCGGGCGGCAACAGGGAGCUGGAGGCCAAGAAUUAUCUGGAAAAACAUCAGAUUAUGGAGUUGCUGAACUAUCUCACCAGCGCCCUGCUCUUUUCCCGGCCAGAAAAGCCAAGAGAGUAUUUAAUAUCUCUAUUGGAACAACUGAGAAUUGCCAAAAUAACAGGCGUGGCUUUUCCUUUCUUUAUGGAUCACUCUAACAUUGUGUCUAUGUUUGAGAUGAUGGACACUUCAAAUAAAGGCACUAUAUCAUUUGUGCAGUACAAAGAAGGCCUAAAAACCCUGGGUCUGUUGAAUGAAGAUGAAGUUUUAAAAGAUGAUGGACAUGUAAUAACUUUGGAAAAAUUCAGAUCUGAAGUGAAGAAGAGGACUGAGAAAAUAUGAUGUAUACAUCCAGCUUCUCCACAAGCAUUUGCCAGAAAAUUUUAAACAAGGAGAAGCAGAGCUGCUGCUCCAGCUGAAGGGAGCGGUCUCUGAGCGUGAGCAGGAGUGGGCAGGCCGAGCUGGACAGGGACAUCACCGCUUGCUCGGCCUGCGACGGCAAGGACAACCACCUGCGAGACACA
Molecule: messenger RNA, 569 nt
Organism: Odobenus rosmarus divergens (Pacific walrus)
Lineage: Eukaryota; Metazoa; Chordata; Mammalia; Carnivora; Odobenidae
Product: EF-hand calcium-binding domain-containing protein 10-like
Exons: 5
Coding region: 1-387 (128 amino acids)
Molecular function (GO): calcium ion binding
Source: RefSeq, a predicted model, not a curated record